This is a messenger RNA of Austrofundulus limnaeus, 4924 nucleotides long. RefSeq names its product guanine nucleotide-binding protein subunit alpha-11. Gene Ontology annotation, molecular function: G-protein beta/gamma-subunit complex binding; G protein-coupled receptor binding; GTPase activator activity. The transcript is spliced from 7 exons. Gene Ontology annotation, biological process: adenylate cyclase-modulating G protein-coupled receptor signaling pathway. The record is from RefSeq and is a predicted model, not a curated record. Gene Ontology annotation, cellular component: cytoplasm; heterotrimeric G-protein complex. NCBI's taxonomy places the organism in Eukaryota, Metazoa, Chordata, Actinopteri, Cyprinodontiformes, Rivulidae. The coding region runs from base 1005 to 2084 and encodes 359 amino acids.
CGUCAGCAGCAGCGCCACACACCGGGGCUGUGAGAGAGAGGAGAGUGGGUGACGAGGAGCGGAUCACCACAAGGAAAAAUUACCAGCGAUAAAAUGCACGGAUGAAAAAGAACGAUUCGUUGGACUCCCAGGAAGGUGUUUUCGUUUCUUAAGUGCUUUGCGUGGAUGAGGUUCUCAUCGGAGCGUUAACUUGAUGCAAUGAAGGUUCCUCUGUCAGUCCGCUCCCUCUGUGUGUGUUUUUUUAGGGAUGGUUAUCGGAGCUAGCCUAACAGGCUAACCAUUAGCCCGCUCACUGGGUGUCAGUGUGAAGGAGGGAGCCGCUCCGAGCGACUGCUGUCAUUCUGAUUAUUCUCAGGGUUGUUGCUCGUCGAGGACCGAACGCGGGUGAGACGGCUUACCUGGACGGUCAGUUUGACCGGAGCUCGUUGCCACAGUGCGGGCGGAGCUCUCGGUGUGGGCUUCGGGGCGGCGAGGCUUCAGCUCGGCCGGGAGAACGAUCAUCAGCGGAGGGAUCGAACAAAAUGUGGCCGUGGCAGCUUGUAGUGUCCCGCUGUUUCUCAGGUUCAGCUCUCUAGUUCUUUAGACCUUUUUCAUAAAGGAUAAGUGAACGAAAACAUUUUAAAAAUUGUUGUCACUCGGAGGAUUAAUCAACUUAGCUCUGUGUGAUUCCAGUAGGAUUUAGCUCUCAUGCUAACCUCUGUAUUCAAACUAAAACCAACUCAUGCGUGGAAUAAAACAGUUAUUUACACACUUGGACGUCCUCUAAGGUGUUUUGGGGCCGUUUUUGUUUUUUGUUAAUCAAUUCACUUUAUUGCAGCCUUUUUUUUGGGGGGGGRCCAACUGUCAAAUAAACAUUUGGCAGCCUCAGCAGGAGGAGGACAGGGACUCUUUAACUAGUCUGRAUUAAAGACGCAAAAACCGGACUCAUCCAUUCAGAAGGAUAUUAAUCAGACCUCCUCUGUAAGGUGCAGCCCAGUCAAACGAGCUUUACAGCUCAUGCGGUGAUGACUUUAGACUCCAUGAUGGCUUGUUGCCUGAGUGAGGAGGCGAAGGAGUCCAAACGAAUCAACGCCGAGAUCGAGAAGCAGCUCAAACGAGAUAAGAGAGACGCACGGAGGGAGCUGAAGCUGCUGCUGUUGGGUACUGGAGAAAGCGGCAAAAGCACUUUUAUUAAGCAGAUGAGAAUAAUUCACGGGACUGGCUAUACGGAUGAAGAUAAAAAGGGCUUCACCAAACUGGUUUAUCAGAACAUCUUCACCUCCAUGCAGUCCAUGAUCCGUGCAACUGAGACGCUCGUGAUCCCCUUUAGGUAUACACAGAAUGAGAAAAAUGCUAGCUUGGUGCGGGAAGUAGAUGUGGAAAAGGUGAUGACAUUUGAGGAGAAGUAUGUCGGUGCGAUAAAGAUGCUUUGGGCCGACCCUGGCAUCCAGGAGGCGUACGAUCGGAGGAGAGAGUACCAGCUCUCCGACUCAACCAAAUAUUAUCUUAACAGUUUAGAACGAAUAGGAACACCAGGGUACAUGCCCACUCAGCAGGAUGUCCUGCGUGUUCGAGUGCCUACCACCGGCAUCAUAGAGUACCCGUUUGACCUGGAGACUGUUCUCUUCAGGAUGGUGGAUGUUGGGGGUCAGAGGUCUGAGAGGAGGAAGUGGAUCCACUGCUUUGAGAACGUCACUUCCAUCAUGUUCCUGGUGGCGCUCAGCGAGUACGACCAGGUUCUGGUGGAGUCGGACAACGAGAAUCGUAUGGAGGAGAGUAAAGCUCUGUUCAAAACCAUCAUCACAUAUCCCUGGUUCCAAAACUCCUCUGUCAUCCUGUUCCUCAACAAGAAGGACCUGCUGGAGGAGAAGAUCAUGUACUCUCACCUGGUAGACUACUUUCCAGAGUUUGAUGGUCCCCAGCGAGACGCUCAGGCAGGACGAGAGUUCAUCCUGAAGAUGUUUGUGGACUUGAACCCGGACAGCGAGAAGAUCAUCUACUCGCACUUCACGUGCGCCACGGACACGGAGAACAUCCGCUUCGUCUUCGCUGCCGUCAAAGACACGAUCCUUCAGCUCAACCUCAAAGAGUAUAACCUGGUUUAGAAGGAACGCCAGAUCAAGACGCCACCAUCCUCCCCAACCCCCCACCCCACUACCACCACACACACACACACACACAGCGUUAACUUCCAGAGACGCACAGCUGCGUUGCUACAGUCUUUGCCACACCACCACUACCCUCCUGCUCCCCACAACGCUCCAACCAUACUCAGAUCUUUGGUUUGCUGAAGUUUAGAGUCUGUUUUGUGGUUUCACUAACUGCUGCUCUUGCACAGUAACACAUUGACAUCAAACACUCAUUUGUCCUCUUUUUGGAGCRUUCGUUUGGCUCCUUUUGCCCCACCUUUUUUUUUUCUUGUACACUACAUUAACAUUAUUGAGUGUUGGAGGUGGGUGGAGGGCCUUCUCUGGAUAGAACAAGCUUUUAUGGACAAAGGGCUCUCUACUGCACUGAAAACAACCCAUGCAUGCUCUACACUSCAGCGUGAGGCGUGUUUGAGGCCAGGCAGCAGACUCCAGGACUCUGCUCAUCUGCAAAGGAUCACUCGUUUUGAAUCGACGCACCCGGGCCAACGCGAAGUGAAGUGAGGCACCCGGUUCCCCUCGCUCAGAGCACAAGGAGCUCUGUUGAAUGUAAAUAAGGUUUUCCCGCUGCUCACACAAAGUGAGGGCUUCGCAGAGACGGCGAAAUCUUCUUUGUUCACUUUAGAUAUUCUCGGUUAAACUGUUUCUGCUAUUGUUUGUCUGUCGAAGCUGAAUCGAAGAUGACUACUCGUGAAAGUGCAAAGAGAAGCUCGCUCGUUUUCUUCUUUGAUUGCCUCGUUUUUUGUUUUUUUUUGAAGCGUUGACACACGUUAUUAAAAGGAAUCGUACCCCUAGUAUUUGUACUCUCGACCAUUGCCAAAACUGAAACGAGCUGGGUUUCAGACCGCGUGUUUCCGUUGUCGGUUCAGAUAUUAUGAAAGCUGAUUUAAGAACUGGUCUCAUGAAAUCUUUGAACCAUUUUGAUGUUUGCAUAACGAGCCACUCUGUGUGGCUUUUUUUAUAUGUUGACAGUUGUCUGAGUUGAGCUUGUAAUAGUACUGUAUUUUUGUUUCUUUUGUUUUUUAUUUUCUUAAUUUUUUUUAUAAUUUUCCGUGCACAUGUGAUGGAAUAUUUCCAAUUGGUCAGAUGUAGAUGAUAUUUUUUAUCAUUAUUCUUGCGCAGCCAGUUAAAGCUUAAAGUCUCAAGUUGGUGAUCAUCUUGCAGGGCUUCUUAUUGUUUUAUUUUUUUUUUGCCAUCAACUAAUAUCUGAUAAACACACAGUGAGCAAAUAGGUCUUUAUUUUGCUGCUUUGUUUGACUGAUGAGUCAAAACUGCGUGGUGUUUCAGUAAAAUGGGAAUUCCUUUUUUUUCAGCUCGCAGUUUUUUUUCCAGCUUUGGCGAUGGAGGAACUUUUCUACUGCUGUAAAAUAUCAAAUUAUUUUAUGGACACUUCUAUCUUUCUAACGAUACUUCAUAUAUUUAGUUCUUGCCGUUCAGUUUUGAUGUGCGUGACGAUGGAAAACCGGUUUCCACGUCAGGUUUGUGCUUUAUGCAAAUGGAAACAAACAAGUGGGUGGGGAGUGGGGUGGUUGAAUAUUUACUCUUCAGUGAUGUUUUGGAGAAGUUUGAAAGGAUCGCGCGUUGGCUCUUGGUACUAAUCUCAUAUCAUGCGUCUUGCCUGAUAGAUAAAAUAUUACGUAAAAUGAGCUGUUUGCUUGUUUUUUGGUCUUCAAAAUGUAAUUCAGGUCAGUUUUCAUAACUUUUUCAUCACAAGGGCUACUCCUAGCAGCUUCGGUAGAAAAUGAGUGAACUCUGGAUCGCUUUUAGCAAACGGUGCAAUUAAAAACCUGGGCAGCUGAAUCUGACGUUGUGUUUAAGGUGAUCUGAGGGAGGGGGGCAGCAGUGUUCCUGUGAGGGGAGAAUCUGGUCCCAGUCCAUUUCUUUAACUUUCGUUUUGCCUUUUUUAAAAAGAGACUAGCUAAUGUCAGAAAUCAAAUGGUUUUGCCCCCCUUGCUUAUCCGGUGCCGCAGCUGCUUCACCGUUUUUUAUCCUGUAGUUCUGGUGAACCCUUACCAGUAUUUUCAUCUCUAGUGUUUCCACACUAAACAUUCGAACCCAUUUCCAAUCAUCCCUGUGGUACUUUCCUAAUCUGUAUUUGAACUUUUGUUGAAUACUUUACAUUUCAAGUUUUCUACAGAAACGUGUGACCAAAUUCAUUUUAAGGGGUUGUAUAUUAUUUGUGUAUUCUGUGCACUUGUUGACAAAGCCAUGAUGUUUGUAUGCUGUCCAUAUUCUGAAGCGUUUAAUGAAGGAGGACAGAUAUCGUUUGCUAAGUGCCACUGUUUUUUUUUUUAAUGAAUAAAACACUGAACAUGUUUUAGAGCUCCAACUUGAUUAUGUGGCUAUAAAAUUGCAUUCCCAGCAUGUUUUAUUUAAAUUAAAAAACAACAAAAACAUUAUUUUAUUUGGUGCUUUAGCCAAUAUUUAACCGCCUGUUUGGUUCAUUCCUCAUGAUGCUUUUCAUUCACAUUUUGUGGAUGCUGACAGUUGUUUUUUUUUUAUAAGUAUGAUGAUAAACUGACAGACUUGAGCUAUGUUUAAAAAAAAAAGGAAAUUGUUAAACUGCACUACAGACGUUUUUUUUUUAUAUUUUUGAUUGUUUUUGGCUUUCAGGAAACAUUCUGUUCUCCCAAAUUGUGGCUUAUCUUAUCACCUUAAGGACUGGUGUGUGACCUGUUGUGUUUCAUUCUGCUUCAAAUGAAUUACUGUCCUGUAAACUUGAGUUGGCUUCUGUUGGGAUGGCAAACAAACCGUCACGAGUGCUGUCUUUAAACAGCUAAAAGCUGUUUGGUUCUCAC